Messenger RNA from Quercus robur (English oak), 2934 nucleotides. Its product is annotated as B3 domain-containing protein At5g42700. The record is from RefSeq and is a predicted model, not a curated record. Gene Ontology annotation, molecular function: DNA binding. The transcript has 6 exons. NCBI's taxonomy places the organism in Eukaryota, Viridiplantae, Streptophyta, Magnoliopsida, Fagales, Fagaceae. The coding region runs from base 198 to 881 and encodes 227 amino acids.
UAAGAAUUUAUUGUACAUUCAUCUGGCUGUGAAUAUCGAUGAUGACGCAUUCAUCAUUCAAAAUUUGAAGUGGGAUUCGUGGGAACCCAACGUCUAUGGUUCUUCAAUUUAACUAUUGAACCCCAAAUCCAUCUCUCCCUCACACUCACACACUCACACACACAGAGAAGCACAAAAAGAGAGAGAAAGAAACGAAAAUGUUGGUAGCGAAGCAAUCAUACGAGGAAAGCCAUGGCAACAGAGUGGAAGUGAAUAAGAAGAGAAUGGAAGCCCUCAAUCUCCGUCUGCUUUCUCAAGCUCUCAAAACUUCCUCUUCUCCCAAACCCUCUCCUACGAAGCAGGCCAAACCCCGUGUGGUGCAGAAGCAAUUGGUCGUGGUUAGGAGGUCCACUCGCUUUGCCAACAAGCCUGCACCUAUUUACAAAGAAGUUGCUGUGGACCGCGUGGCAAUACCCAGAAGGAUUUUUGGUAGGAAAAGGAAUUUGUCGAACCUGGUACUUGCCUCGUCUGAAGCCGUAGCAGAAGCUGAAGAGAAAGCGGGAAAAUUAGUAUGGGGUCUACCACCUGGUUGUCCAAUAUUUACAAAGUCAAUGCAGCCAUAUCAUGUCGCUGGUGGAGUUUGGCUGGGUCUUCCAUCUAAUUUCUCCGAGCGGAACCUUCCAAGUCAUGAUGCUGUUAUGACUUUGAUAGAUGAGGAUGGGGAUGGGUAUCCAACAAAAUAUCUAGCCAAAAAAAGUGGACUGAGUGGUGGAUGGAAAGGGUUCGCCGUUGCUCAUCAUUUGGCAUAUGGGGAUGCAUUAGUAUUUCAAUUAAUCGGGCGAACAACAUUUAAGGUGUGCAUCAUCAGGGUGAAUGGUUCUGAAGAGGGUAAUAAGCUUUGAGUCUUACUUUCUUGGAUGAUGGAUCCAAUUGAAUUAGUACAGGUAUGGGAUUGUAUCCAUUGUUGGUCCUCUGAGUUUUAGUAUUAUCCAUAAAUAUGCUAGAAUUUUGUAUACAGCUGCUUCCUCAUCAUUAGCUAUACACUUGCAAUGAAAUAUUAAUGACGAAAUCUAUUUUGGAUGUUGGCUAAAUUGCAAUUGCACAAUGUUAAGACUUAUUGGUUUGGAGUUUAGACCUGUCUCCAAUGGGACCAAGAAAGGUCUAUUUGUUGUUUUUGAUGAUGCUGUAAAUCACUGGAUUUUAGUUGUCUUUGUACGUAUUCAUGAACCAAACAAUUGAUUCCUUCCAAACUAACCAAUUUCCAUUUCCACUGGCAUUUGUGUUUGGCAGCUAUAACCUGUUUUUUAACCAUUAAACCACAGGACUUAUCUUGACUCUCUUAGUAUCAGAUCAAAAGGAGGGAGUAACCUAAUUUUUAAUAUAAAAGUUUAUAUGAAAGGCACUUUACUUAUCCUUAUUGUUCUCUGAUAUUCCUUUUUGUUACUUAUGGAAACAUAUAUUAAAACCUAUACAGAAGUUUUGGUUUUCUUUUGUCAUGUCUUAAGUGAAAGGAGGAAAAAGAUUGUUACAGGCACUGUAUGUAAGGUUAGGGAAUUAUAAAGCCAUCAUGUAGAAAUGUGGUUGUUGAUAUAUGACAGAUAUAUAUUUGCAUAUGCAUGCAAUAGCAGUGUUCCCACACAAGGGCAUGGGCAGUAUGCCAUAUCCACUUGUGUUCAAUGUUCUUUAUGGAGACUAUUCAAACUUUGUUGGCUCAACUGACAUAUAUAUCAAUAUGCAACCUUCCCCCACCAACUGUAUUAAACUUUUUGAUUGCAAUUCAUAUUAGUACUCUCUCUACAAGUUAUAUAAAUAUAUAUCUGGUCUAAAGAGGAAAUAAAAUUAAAAGGCCUAUUUUCUUGUGUGCCUCUAAAAUGUGGUAGAUAAGUAUGACAUGUUCUGUUUUCCAUUUUGACAUGAGUUUUUGUGGACCUCCAUACUAAUGUUGUCUAUAGAAGCACUACAUGUAACUUGGUCCACUAAAGCUGUUAGUUUUAGCUCUAAUCAAGGUAGAUUUAUAAUGUUUAUUCUCCUGUUAAUAUGGAUUUGUAGGAGACAAUGAGCUAUCUAAUGGUCAAUUGAUGAACUAGUCUUUUGUUUUAUUCCUCAUUCUUUAUAACUUUGUUUUAAAAUUUCAUUCUCUGUAGUGGAGACAGCUAAUUGCAUGCUGCUUGUAAUGUCUGGUGGGAAUAAAUAUGAAAGCAAAAAAAUGCUAAACACCUAUUGGUACAACAUUAGCUACACCAUUUCACACGAUAAACCUAUCGCAACAUGUCAAUUUAGCAGUUGUGAAAGUUAUAUCAUGUUGUGGAAACUUCAAUAAUCCAAAAAUAAAAUAAAAAUCAGGCUUAACCUUAACCCCUUAUUGAAACCUUGACCCAGUUGCCCAAACGCGGUUAGACCUUAUUGCAUGGUGCUUUCAGAAGUCAAGUCAGAAACCUAAACGCAAGUCCAGGGCAGAUACAAAUCAUAAAUGAGUUGACGAGGUCUCUAGGCAAUUUUUUUUUUUUUUUUUCCCUGAAUAGAAGUCACACACAAACACACAAAAAAUUCAGCCUUUUAACAAAUGGCUUAGCAAUGCCAAUGAAACAACAACAAGCUGUUCAAUUGUGAGCUGUAAUUGAGACUUUGAUAGAGCAAAAUGGUAGACAACAAAACAGUGGGGGCAGCUGUUUGAUGGGGCACAAAUUGAUAGCAACAUUUCAUUUUAAAAAGCUGGAAACAAAGCUCCGCAAGGAAAAAGAUUGGAACAUGCUUCUGACUUUAUACCAAUGACAUUGCCUAGAAACUACUUUGUAUUUACUACUAUUAUCCCCCCAACAUUUUAUCCUGAAGCCCUCUUUCUUAUUCAGCUUUUGUGGGUCCUAAUAAUGUAAAUGUGGUCUAGUUUCAUUGGCUGAGCCAUUGAGCUAUAAAAGCUGAUGAUUCUUCAAAGUGAUAAGCCCCAAAUGAUAAUAA